Messenger RNA from Oncorhynchus tshawytscha (Chinook salmon), 5948 nucleotides. RefSeq names its product BMP2 inducible kinase (gene bmp2k). The record is from RefSeq and is a predicted model, not a curated record. Gene Ontology annotation, molecular function: protein kinase activity; ATP binding. Gene Ontology annotation, biological process: protein phosphorylation. The coding region runs from base 907 to 4350 and encodes 1147 amino acids. The transcript has 16 exons. NCBI's taxonomy places the organism in Eukaryota, Metazoa, Chordata, Actinopteri, Salmoniformes, Salmonidae.
AGGGUUAGGUUGUCAACUGUCUGAUUGGACCAUAACAAACCAAUCCACCCACUUAUUUGUGCUUCUGAGAGUCAAGAAGGAGGUCGAAGUUUACCGAGUCUGCGCCUGGCUGGUAUCAACAAGACACGAGGCCGAAGACAUGUUAAAAUAAAUCGAACCACCGGAAUUUGCACGCGAUAGUUAAUGAACGGUUCUUGCGGAGAUUCGGUGCGAUUGCACGGUGGAUACAUGUGGUCGUAGCUAGUUUAUCUUGAUAGAAGCAAGUGAAGACAGUUAGCCAACCAUCAAAGCCUAACGGGGAAGUACCCCCAGACAAGUAGCGGGCUGAAGCCAAGGGUUUCUUCGAUAAACAAAAUCGUAUGACAAAGGAGCAGUAGGACAUCUUCUAGCCAGUCGCUUACCGUGUUCACAACACCGAUAUCUUGCUAUAGGCUCCUUUGUGCUUUAACGUGUCUUCUAGUGCUCGUUGUUUGAAGCGUCUACCUACUACAGACUGUUUUGGUGCAGCGACGCCUGUAUGAGUGCCUGCAUAGCCACACACUAUAGCUGGCUGAUAUUACAUUGGAUCUGGCUCACAGCCGUGCAUCUACUGUCACAUUAUGUCGCUUUUAACGUCAAAAUACUAAACUGCGGAGCUCAUUUAGUUGUGAACUCGGAAGCAGAGGUUCUGAGCCAGAUAUCUAACUGAACAGCUGACGAGUCGGUCGAGUGGAGCAACAUUUCCUCGCCUUGCUGUGUCAUGACAUUAAAGUGCAAGUCAAGUCAUUUCAGAGAGUGCGCAAAGAUAGGAACAUUUGGCAUAAGUAGAUAGGUGGGGGACAGGAAUCCUACAUUAAAGUUGGCUACUGUCGACCGUAAGUUGAACCAAAGGACUUUUUAUUUGUAGGUCGGUCUCGACAGCACAGAAUGAAGAAGUUCUCCCGUAUGUCGGAGAGCGGCGGUCCGGGAGGGGGGUCCGGUUCGGGAUCUGGAGUAGUUAGUAACUGCUUCGGGAAAGUGUUCGCCGUGGGCCGGUAUCAAGUCACGGUGGAAGAACUCAUCGCAGAAGGUGGGUUCUCUGUGGUGUUCCUGGCCCGGACACACAGUGGCAUGCGUUGCGCUCUCAAGAGGAUGUAUGUCAACAACGUCCCUGACCUCAACAUCUAUAAGAGAGAGAUCACUAUUAUGAAGGAGUUGUCUGGUCAUAGGAACAUAGUGAACUACCUGGACUCUACCAUCAACUCAGUAGGGGACAGUGUGUGGGAGGUGCUCAUUCUCAUGGAGUACUGUAAAGCUGGUCAGGUAGUGAAGCAGAUGAAUCAGCGUCUCCAUAUAGGGUUUACGGAACCGGAGGUGUUGACCAUCUUCACUGAUACCUGUGAGGCUGUGGCCAGGCUGCAUCAGUGUAGAACCCCUGUCAUACACAGGGACCUGAAGGUAGAGAACAUCCUCCUGAGUGAUAAUGGGAGUUAUGUUCUGUGUGAUUUUGGAAGUGCUUCUCUCAAAGUGCUGCUUCCACAUAAAGACGGAGUGACCGCCGUGGAGGACGAAAUCAGGAAGUACACGACCCUGUCUUAUCGAGCUCCAGAGAUGAUCAACGUGUACGCAGGGAAGGCCAUUACCACCAAGGCUGAUAUAUGGGCCCUUGGUUGCUUGUUGUACAAGCUGUGUUUCUUCUCGCUACCGUUCGGGGAGAGUCAAGUCGCCAUAUGUGAGGGAACCUUUGUCGUUCCCGACAAUUCCAAAUUCUCCUUCAAGCUGCACUGCUUAAUCAGAUAUAUGCUUGAGCCUGACCAUGAGAAGAGACCAGAUAUCUAUCAAGUCUCCUACUUUGCCUUCAAGUUAGCUGGAAAGGAGUGUCCUGUGCCAAAUCUCUUUAACUCUCCUCUCCCCACGUCGCUUCCUGAGCCGCUCACAGCCAGCCAAUUCGCUGCCAGGAAGAGUAUGACGAAAGCCAGAAUCACAGAGUCCGUGGGCCCGACGGCAACUUCCAUCACUCCGAGACAAAGACCCAAAGCUACAAACAGUUAUGUGCUACCCAUUCCUGUAGCAACCGGCACCCCGGUCGCUGCCACGCCCAUCGGCACCCCUACAGCUGAGCCUUCUGUACCUGUCAGCAAUGGGCAGAAAGUGACCACCCCAGGGAAUGGGCAGCCGGUGGCUCCACAGACAGCCAACAGGGUCCUCCAGCAGCUGCAGCCUGGGGACCUGCGUCUACAACAACAAGAUCCACUUCACCCUGUCCAUCCACAGCAGCUCCAAUACCUUCAGUACCAGCAGGCCCUUCAGCAGUCGAUCCAGCUCCAACAGCUGCUCCAACAGCAGCAGCAGCAGCAGCAGCAGGCCCUGCUCCAACAACCGAUGAUGAUGCAGCCCAUGAAUCAGCAACAACAGACUCUCUAUGCAGCCAUGAUGCACCAGUACCAACGGGCUUUUGCACAGCAACAGCAUCAACACCCCACCCAGCAGCCCUAUCCUCUGGAGCUUCCCCUGGGCUCCUAUAACCCUGCUGGGCCUGUGCCUGGGACUAUGUCCCCCGUGGAGGCUCCAUCCACUAGCACCAGUAGAAGCCCUCUGGUGGACUUCAAGGUGACCACCCCUCCUCCCCAGAGCCACCCUCCUGACAUGUCCCGAUGGAACCCCUUUGGAGAGGACAACUUCUCCAAACUGACGGAGGAGGAGCUGCUGGACCGAGAGUUCGACCUCCUCAGAGCAAGUAAACCUCUGGAGAGAACCAGUAGCCAGGAGGCAGACCGACCGCUGCAGCCAAUCACCCCUGAAGACCUGUUUGGCUCCUCCCCCUUCCUGUCUAGUGCAGGUUCUAGUGUGGCGGUGAUAACUGAUCAGCCUAUUGAAGAGCUCAGUAACCCAGUCGCUGCCCCCGUACCUGUUCCUGUGGGCCAGCCAGCCCUUGAGGAAGUGCUGCAACCUCCGGUGGCAAAGGAGCACAAACCAAGUAGGAGGAGAAACUCUCCUAUUGGCGGUUCACAAACGACUCGCAAACCAGGUGGUGACGAAUCAGACAGUGACUUUGAGUCAGAUCCUCCUUCCCCUAAGAGCAGCGAGGAGGAAGACGACCCGGGGGACGACGAAGGUCUGAACAACGAGCACAGAGAGUUCUUCAACGAACUGGACGAUUUGGAGGAAACGGAGAUGCUGGGACAUAGGCCUCUGCUGAUGGACUCAGAGGCUGAGGAAGAGUAUGACAAACACAGCUCCGACUCAGACUAUGAACCCAGGAAGGUUAAAGAAGGACUUACUAGGAAGCUAAAAGGAGGAGUGGCUACUGCCACCCAUGAGGGAAGUCCGAAAUUGGAGUCAGAAGACACACUAAUCACGAUUACGCCUCCCGAGUCACCUGGUGUGGUGGCUGUUAGAGCUUCCCCUUGUGUCGGUGGCAUUGUGGAUGUGUUUGGUGAGGAUGUGUUUGGUGCUGUGCCCUUCUUUCCUCCAGCGGCAGCUCCAACAGAAAGCGCAGACAUCUUCUCCGCGGCUCCCUUCAGACAGGUGAGCCAGGAGGCCAUAGUCAACCAGCCCAGCCAGGCCUUGGACGAGUUAGACGUCUUCACUAAGGCUCCGUUCAGCCGGAACCUCUCCAAAUCUGGCAAGACUGGAAGCAGCGACUUCUCUAUGGGUCGGACUCCGCCGGUGUCCCCUGACAGCAUCGACCCGUUCGGCUUCUCUCCCUUCCAGCCCGGCCCCACGGGUCUGCCACCAACCACCUCCAGGAGUGCCGAGGACAUCUUCCGUCCAGCCUUCGAGAAUUCUCUCAGCCCACAGCAGCAGAGGCUGAAGCAGCGUAGCCUCCAGAAGUUGUCCUCACGUCAGAGGAAGUUCUCUGGUGGCACCAGCGGUGGCAGCAAUGGCAAGCGUCACCACGGCACGCCCACUGGCGGUCGCAAGAACAACAAGCCCAGCUUCCGAACCCCCGAGCGCGUCCGCCGGCACAAGAAGGUUGGCCGGAGGGACUCCCAGAGCUCCAACGAGUUCCUCAGCACCUCAGACUCCAAGGAGAACAUCGGCGUCGGCGGCGUAACGAUAGCAGACACCGACAAAGACAAAGGGGCUUCCCUGCCUAGCCUUCCUCAUGAGGUUGACCCCUUCGGAGCCAAUCCCUUUGGUCCUCAGGAUGGCAGCCGACUUAACCAGUACCAAGGUCUUCUGGGGGACAGCAAGGCAGACAUGGGUUCGGCCAAUGGCAGGCCUCGGACUAGCUCCCUCCAUGAUGCGUUUGGGGAUGGGAACAUCAUGGAUGACUUCGGAGCGGUACUCUUCACAGAACUGGUGGAGCACCCUGGGCCUGAACAGCAGCCGUCACAGCCAGUAGAGCUGGAUCCUUUCGGGGCUGCACCGUUCCCCUCCAAACAGUGAAUGUCUUGCUAGUCUUCCCGCCACACACACUGCUGCGUUACGCCAAGCCUAUGGAGUCCCGGGGAGAUAUUCCCUUCCAAGGGAUGUCAACUAGCUUGGUGGUGUGGUAGUUGAUUCUAUUUCCAGCCAAAUUUAACCUCGAUCGGCAUCUGCGCUAAUGUGUUUCCAAUGCUCCCCCCCAAAGGGAUAUUUUAAAACAUGAAUACCUGGACUUUGGGAUUAACUAAACCAACAUAAACCUGUGGCUGAAUUUUAUUUCAGGUUCUGUAUGAAUUUCCUUCACCUGUACCUGUUAGUUGACAAGCCUUUUAUGCUGCGUCGCAAUACGUGUCUCUGAGACAUGGAGAUCGAUUUUUGGUUUCACUCAAGAUCAUACUGUGUCAACCAACAAGAUUGCUCAGUUUUCAGAUCUCUUGAGUUGCUGCAAAAACAACUUUUUUUUUGUAUUUUCUUUUUCUUGUAAAGAGUGUGGCCUCCAUGAUCUACCAAUAAGAUUUAAUUUAACACCAUAAAGCCUUAUAAACAUUCUCUGCCUUGCUGCACAGUACCUCGGAAGCCAUUUCCUGCCAAAUGGUUUUGCCUUUUUGUGUCAACGGAGUGAUUCGUUUCAGAGCCUUUAUCACUUUGUCAUUUCACCCUUCUUAGACCCUUUCAUUUCUAUAUAUUUUAUAUAUAUAUUUUUUUUUUCCAUUUAGUCUACUUUAUAGUAGUAGAUAACAGCUAAUUUAGUUUGUUGGGAUUUUUUCAUUGCAAUAUAUUCACUAGAAUGAAAGGGAUUCUUCGGGUUUGUUUCAUUUCUUUUUAAAGAUGACUUAUUUUUAUUAUUUAGGAUUUUUCAUUUUAGGUUUAAUUCCAGACUUUGAACUUGUCAAUAAGUACUGUUUGAAUGUUAUCUUUUACCUCAAAACAAUAAAAAAUCAAAAUCAUUAUCAUUUUUGAAUAAGGGGGAAAACACAACCCAUUUUUCCUACAUGGCGAUAUUGAAUAUAAUAAUAUAUCUGACUACUUCCACCUCUUGAGACAGUCUUCUGUCUUUGGUAACAUAAACCAUGCCAAAUCUCCUACCAUUUACUUGUAGUCUAAUUAGAAUCAGGUCAUGUGUCCAAAUUGUUUAAAUUAAUGCACUUUCAGCGUCGACUCUUCCAUUGGCUAGUCAUUAUGGCAAUUAUGAAUCUGAGGCUACAGAAAGGACAAAUAUGUCGCUGUCUGAUAACCCCGUAACACUAUUAUUAUUUGUUUUCAUUCUAUUGAAAGCAGUAACUCUCAAUCUACUCUGAACAUUUCAUGACUCGGAUCAAGAAGCUAUUCAAAAUGGCUUUACAAUUAUGAAACUUGUAUGUUCAUUAAGGGGGGGAAAUAUGGAUUUACAUUUUUUUAAAUUAAAAAAAAAAAGUUUGUUUAGGAGAUGAGAUGAUUCUCAGACAGUGACGAUAUGUACCAACCUUUGGCACAUUAACUUGGACUGAAAAAAGCUUGUAGCUGCCUUAUUCACCUAGCCUAUGGAACCCUGUGGUUUAACAUUUUACGUUUCAUUUUUAUUUAAUCUGGUUUUGUAUUUAUCAUGUUAUACCGCUGUCCAAUAAACAAGUUUGAUUAAA